AUGUCUACUAAAAUCUUUCUUCGACGAUUAACUGAUAUGGCAUCAUUCGAUACACUUCAAGAUAAACUUUGCCGUCUUAAUGACACAUAUUUGUCUAAUUCAUGCGAUACAAAUGUAUCUCGAUGUAUCGAUAUUAUCGAACUCAAUGCACGUGUUCAACGAGAACUUUUCAAGCUUCUCAAUCUCGUUUCAGCUGAAGGUGGUGUUUAUGGUGGUGCAUCAACAAUAAGAGCACGUCUAUUGCCAUUUCUCAAUGUGGAAGCAUCUUAUCUCAAUGGUUUAUUGAGCAAUACUGGUUCGGAUUUAUAUCCAUUGGCUUGGUGGCGUUAUCCAUAUGCACAUCUUCGUACAACAGCUGAAUUUCAUUCAUUAGCUAAUGAAUAUGAACAUAAUUUGAAUGACCUUGAACAAGAUUUAAGCGAAGCCAAUGUCGAUAAUGCUCGUCUCGAAGCCGAAUUGGAAGAAACACGAGCAGAAUUGAUCGAUGAACGAGCUAAAUCAACAGGUGAAAAAAUGUUUAUCGAAUCUGAAUUAUCUAAUUUACGAACACGAUUAAGUGAUACCGAAUUUCGUCUUUCACUCGAACGAUGUAAACCACGAUCGGAUAUUAUUCUUGAUCAUACCGAACGUGAUCUUCGUCGAUUACGUACUGAUCUUGAAUUAGCUCAAAUACGUUCACGAUCGACUUCACCGGUUGCAAGUUAUGUACGACGACGCUCAUUAUCGCCAACUCGUCCAUUAGUCUUAUCAACAUCAGCAAGUGGUUCUGUGCAAGUGAUUCGUGAAGAAUCAUUAAUUCAAUGUUAUAAUGAUUUAAAUGCACGAGAACGACUUAAUGCCAUGGAUAUCCUUCGAACAGUAUCCGAUGAUUAUGAUAUGAAUCAACGUAUUUGUUUUGCUGUUGUUCAAGAAGCAUUUUCUGUAGCAAAACGUCGUUCUACUGAUUGGAAAUUGCGUCUUCGUUCACAAUUUGCUAUUACACAUACAGGUCCCGAUUCACUUGAAGAUGUUGUUCAAGAUUAUAUCAAUCGAAAUGUUGAACCUUUUGAAUUACCAAAAAUUGUAUCGGAGAUAAUCAGUAAUUUAAAUCGUAAUCCACGAAUAAGUCUUCCACUUGGCGUCUCGUAUACAAUAAUAAGUACAUAUAUACGAGAAGCAGUUCGUGUUGCAUGGCAUAUGGCAUGUCUUGCUUAUCCAUUUGAUGUUGGAUUUGCUACUGAUGGUGAAGUUUUUGAUGAUUCAAAAUAUCGACGAAGUUAUGAUUCCGAAUAUGGAGCACCAUUGGUUGAUCAUCAUAUUUGGCCAGCAUUGAUGCAAGGAGGACGUGUUAUUGUUAAAGGUGAAGCAGCUACAAGACGUGGUGCUUCAUUGAAUCGUUCGCGAGCAGCGAGUCCAGUUCGAUUAGGAUAUACCAGUCCAGUUCGUAGUCGAUCGAUUAGUCCUGUUCGUCGAUCACGUACGUCAAGUCCAGUGAGAUUUUCAACCAUAAAUCGUAAUUAUUAA
Adineta steineri is the source of this 1503-nucleotide messenger RNA. NCBI's taxonomy places the organism in Eukaryota, Metazoa, Rotifera, Eurotatoria, Adinetida, Adinetidae. The record is from the annotation of a GenBank genome assembly.